This is a messenger RNA of Cadophora gregata, 1758 nucleotides long. RefSeq lists its product as uncharacterized. NCBI's taxonomy places the organism in Eukaryota, Fungi, Ascomycota, Leotiomycetes, Helotiales, Ploettnerulaceae. The record is from RefSeq and is a predicted model, not a curated record. Gene Ontology annotation, cellular component: nucleus. The coding region runs from base 230 to 1579 and encodes 449 amino acids. The transcript has 3 exons. Gene Ontology annotation, molecular function: zinc ion binding.
CAAUCCUCGGCUUUCAUAGAGCCCUUUGUGGUGGUGACGAGCCUGUAGUGGAGCUUAAUGCGGCCGUCCAGGUUUCUUUGCAGGGGUGGCACGUCCGGAAUUUCAAGCUCCCCAGUGAUACAGGCGCUUCCCACCACAAUUCAUAUGCAGCUCCAACCAUCUUCGAUCCAGUUUCCCCAGCUUCGAGAGUUAUACAUUUACCAAGAGAAAGGGGUGUUCCAAACUGACCAUGAAUGCGACUAAACGGAAAUUCAACGCCCUCCUGAAUGGGAUAGGCAACAAAUCCACUACAACAUUAGCUUCGAAAGAAGUAAACAACGGGGACCAAGUCGACCUGACGACUACCGAUGACACAGACUCUCGAGCAAAAAAGCGCCGGAUCAGCAGCUCGACCUCAAUCCCAGCGCGAAUAUCGUCCUCUCUGAUACGGCCAAGAACAAUGGCGACCAUAGUCCACAAGAAGUCUGCAUCUGUAGCACAUCAUACAACGUCGACUGAGACCCCGAAGUAUGCCCCUUGGGAUCGCGCUGACUUCCUUAAGCGCCUGAAAUCAUUUUCGAACCUGACGGACUGGACGCCGAAGCCCGCGAGAGUUAACGAAGUGGAAUGGGCAAAACGAGGAUGGGUCUGCCAAAAGUCCGAGAGGGUGCGGUGUUGUCUGUGUAAUGUGGAAAUACUGGUCAAGUUGAAUAAGAAGGAAGUGGAUGGGAAAGAGGAGCCUGUCUACGUUGCGCAAAAUAUUGAAGAUGCUCUGGUAGACAAAUAUGUUGAACUUAUCAUAAGUUCUCACGAUGAGAGUUGCCUAUGGAAGAAACGGGGGUGUGAUGACUCGAUAUUCAAGCUACCCUUAAAUAAUCCUCCGACUACCAUUGAAAAUCUUCGCGAUCGAUACAGCGAACUCCUGGAAAGAAACCAAACCCUCCCAUACCCAUUCAACAUGCGAACUCCAGAAGGAUUUGAUCUGGAGCUUGUCCUAAGUUAUCUGCCACCCGGAUUUUUCGGCUCUCCCAUUCCUGGGGAACAGUCGAAUAGUUCACCAAUAGAGGUCAACAAGGUUGCCUUUAUGAUGGCAUUAUUCGGCUGGCAAGGACACAAACAUGAACGGCUCGGGCCUCAGCUUGGUUCCGUAUCUUGCUUCGCAUGUUUUAGAGUCCUUGGACUGUGGAUCUUCAAAAGCAAAGAAGUCAACGACGCUGGAGAAGAAGUGGCCGGGGCAGUUGUGGACCGCCUAGACGUUGUCAAGCAGCACCGAGAAUAUUGCCCGUGGCAGAAUCCAAAGUCGCAGAACGGCCGGAACCCCACCAAAACAUCAACAAGUUCUAUGGCUGGCUGGGAAAUUGUAGUACGAAUCCUCAAGAACGACCAUCAUCUGAGAAGUGUGAAGGAUCCCAGGGCAGCCAAGGCUCGUUCGCCUGGACCUGCAAGUGAGUUUGUUCAAGCAGAUGUUGACGAUGAUUAUGCAAAGAGUAUCAGAGAUGAGAAGGACAAGGAACGAUGGGCAAGGCUGAGGAGAGUGAAGAGUCUGUUUGAGACCAAGAAUAAGAGGCGAAGCACUGUGAGCAAAGCAGCUGGCUCGUGAGAUGAAUCGGAAUGGAUUUUUACACAAACAUGGAAUCUAGAUACGUGCUCUAUUGUGGUUUAUAAGAUAGGAAGAGUACAAAAUACCCACAAUGUAACUUGGCACUUAAAGGACAAAUAAUUGCCGUCCCCUCCUGCAUUUUGAGUGCUGUUGCCUGUAGCGCACUAGUAACAGGACGU